This is a messenger RNA of Callorhinchus milii (elephant shark), 4552 nucleotides long. It is a transcript of the gene gapvd1, whose product is annotated as GTPase activating protein and VPS9 domains 1. Gene Ontology annotation, biological process: regulation of GTPase activity; vesicle-mediated transport. The record is from RefSeq and is a predicted model, not a curated record. Gene Ontology annotation, molecular function: guanyl-nucleotide exchange factor activity; small GTPase binding. Lineage: Eukaryota; Metazoa; Chordata; Chondrichthyes; Chimaeriformes; Callorhinchidae. Gene Ontology annotation, cellular component: endocytic vesicle; cytosol.
AUUUCAAAGAUCCCAGUGUUCAGAAGUUGCGUCAGAUCUGUUUGCUAGACAUCACAACAUAAGAUCAACAGUGGAAGGUUUCGAAGAGUUAGCACCUGUGACGUUUGAAGAUGGUGAAGCCGGAUAUUCACACUUUGGCCCAUCACCUCAAACAAGAGCGUCUCUACGUGAACUCCGACAAGCAACUGCUCCAGCGGUUAAAUGCUGACGUGCUGAAAACUGCUGAACGACUCUAUCGCGCAGCAUGGAUUGCAAAACAGCAACGGAUUAACCUGGACCGCCUUAUUCUAACCAGUGUUGAAGCAUCUCCUGCAGAAUGUUGCAACCACGCCAAGGUCUUGGAGAGCACGCAGUUUGUGGACGGAUACAAACAACUGGGAUUCCAAGAGACGCUUUACGGGGAGUUUUUAAACCGUCUGAGGGAGAACCCGAGACUCGUGGCCUCUUGCUUGGUUGCUGGGGAAAAGCUCAGUUACGAAAACACGCACAGCGUCAUCCUCACGGUGUUCACCUCCCUCUAUGGCAACUGCAUCAUGCAAGAGGACGAGAGUUACCUCCUGCAGGUCCUGCGUUACCUGAUCGAGUUCGAACUGAAGGAGAGCGACAACACCAGGCGGCUGCUUCGCAGGGGCGCGUGCGCAUUCAGCAUUCUCUUCAAACUCUUUUCAGAGGGGCUGUACUCGGCCAAGCUGUUCCUGACGGCUACCUUGCAUGAGCCGAUUAUGCUGCUUCUGGUAGAAGAUGAAGAUCACCUGGAAACGGACCCAAACAAGCUGAUUGAGAGGUUUUCUCCCACACAGCAGGAGAAGCUAUUUGGAGAGAAAGGAAGUGAGAAUUUCAAAAGGAAGGUGCAGGAGAUGGUGGAAAGCAACGAGGCAAAGCUGGUAGCCCUGGUCAAUAAAUUUAUCGGGUACCUGAAACAGAACACAUACUGUUUCCCACAUAGCUUGCGUUGGAUUGUCUCACAAAUGUACAAAACCUUGUCUUGUGUGGAGGGACUGGAUAUUGGGGAGGUGAAGGCCAUGUGCACAGAUCUCUUGCUUGCCUACUUUAUUUGCCCAGCUGUUGUGAAUCCGGAACAGUAUGGGAUCAUCUCUGAUGCUCCAAUAAAUGAAGUGGCAAGAUUUAACUUAAUGCAGGUCGGGAAACUGUUACAGCAGCUGGCGAUGAUUGGCAGCGAGGAAGGGGAUCCACGACUGAAGAACAGUCUCUGCAAAUUUGACAAAAGUUGCGUGGCAGCUUUCUUGGACGCUAUUAUUGGAGGCCGACCAGUAGAAACUCCUCCCAUGUCCUCCAUGAACUUGCUGGAGGGACUCAGCAGGACUGUGAUUUACAUGACCCACAACCAGCUAAUGAACUUGGUUACAUUCACGCGGCAUGUCAUGCCAGGGGAUCUGCUGAGAGAGGAGGACAGGAUGGCUCUGGAGAAUCUCAUCAUUAACGUUCCUCAUCACAGGACGGGCAAGAGCAGUAGCCUUGAGCUCACUCCCUCCAGCACACCCCAGCUGUCUCCUGCAACCACUCCAGCCAACAAAAAAAAUCGCCUGCCAAUAGCUGGGAGGAAUAGGAACCGGGCGAAUGAAGCGAAAGACCAGCACCUGGAACAUGAAAGUACUUCUCAGGAGUCAUUACAGGAAGUUCAGCCUGAAGAAGUCUUGGUCAUUUGCCUGGGUAUCUCCUCCCAGGUCAGCCCUGGCAUGAUGUCGGAAAACGAGGUUCUGAGCAUGCAGCUUGCUGAGAAUGGACCGGGAGAGGUGCCUGUAGAUGAUGGUAAACUGCAUGGAAAGCCAGACAAAACGCUACGUUUUUCACUCUGCAGUGACAACUUGGAAGGAAUAUCAGAAGGGCCUUCGAACCGCUCAAAUUCUGUCUCCUCGCUGGACCUGGAGGGUGAAUCUGUCUCGGAGCUGGGAGCAGGACCGUCCGGCAGUAAUGGUGUGGAGGCUUUGCAGCUGCUGGAGCAUGAACAAGCCACAACACAGGACAAUCUGGAUGACAAGUUGCGUAAAUUUGAGAUUCGAGACAUGAUGGGGCUGACAGAUGACAGGGACAUUUCGGAGACCGUGAGCGAGACCUGGAGCACUGACGUCCUGGGCAGCGAUUUUGAUCCAAACAUCGAUGAAGAUCGACUUCAGGAUAUUGCAGGUGCAGCAGCAGAAAACAUGCUGGGUAGCUUGCUGGGUUUACCAGGCUCAAGUUCAGUGUUGCUUGACCCUUGCACAGGGUCGACCAUCUCUGAGACAACUAGCGAGGCCUGGAGUGUGGAGGUUCUACCAAGUGACUCCGAGGCCACAGAUUUGAAGCAGGAGGAGCGACUGCAGGAGCUGGAGAGCUGUUCGGGACUGGGCAGCACGUCCGAUGACACUGAAGUGAGGGAGGUCAGCUCACGGCCCAGUACCCCCGGUCUUAGCGUUGUAUCAGGAGUCAGUGCCACGUCAGAGGACAUCCACAACAAGACGGAGGAUCUGCGGUCAGAGUGCAGCUCAGAUUUCGGAGGCAAAGAUUCCAUCACCAGCCCUGAAUUGGAUGAUAUUAUUCACGGAGUUCAUUCGCUGACUUCUCCGCCUUCUCAGACUGACUCCUUGCUUGCAAUGUUUGAUCCACUGGCUUCUGAGGCGUCAAUCACACCGUCAAUAGUCAGGCCUAAAGUACACUAUGCCAGACCUUCGCAGCCACCUCCCGAUCCUCCCAUACUAGAGGGAGCAAUAGGAGGCACCGAGGGCAGACUGCCACCAUUCCCCUCUCACUUGAGCGCGCAGAGCGAGGCCGAACUGCUGAAGCAGAGGUACUCAUACUCGGAGAGGCUGGUCCGCAGCAGGAGCUCGGAUAUCGUCUCCUCAUCUCGUCGGCCGAUGAGCGAUCCUGGUUGGAAUUCCCCUGCCAGCAGGCGGGCAGGAGCCGAAGAGCUGUUUUUGACGGGAGCGUCAACUGGAGUCAACUGUGGUCCUACAUCUUCACCCAGCAAAGAUUCCCUGGGGGACGAUAGGAAGGAUAGCGAUGAUGAAAAGUCUAACAAAUCUUGGUGGAAGAAGCGAUUUGUCUCUGCGAUCCCUAAAGCUCCCAUUUCCUUCAGGAAGAAAGAUAAGCAAGAGAAAGACAAAGAAGAUGGUGCACAGGAAAGGUUUCAGGCUAUGCAAGAUGAGCCCAGGUUGAAUGCCCAGACACAAGCUGCUGAGGAUAUCCUGGACAAAUAUAGGAGUGCCAUUAAACGGGCGAGUCCAAAUGAAGCGGUUGGAAAUGAUGAUGUCCCAGAGGUGAUUGGAGAUGACAGUGUGCACGAUUCUCCACGUGAUGAUACUCUUCAAAACUUGUCAGCUGAUGACCUACCGGACUCUGCCAGCCAAUCUGCCCAGCUUCCAGACUCCACCUUCUCCUUCAGAGACGCAAAGAAAAAGCUGCGAAUGGCGCUGUGCUCCGCUGAUUCUGUGGCAUUUCCUCUCGUCAGUCACUCGACCACACGGAAUGGCCCCCCAGGGGGUCCCGAGCAUGGAGAUUCUGAAGACAACGAGAUAGUUUGCUUCCUCAAAGUGCAGCUGGCGGAAGCCAUCAAUCUGCAGGAUAAGAACCUGAUGGCCCAGAUUCAGGAAACCAUGCGAUGCGUCAGCAGGUUUGACAGCAGGACUUGCCGCAAGCUACUCUUUGCCAUCACAGAAGACUACAGAAAACGAGCUCCGUAUAUUGCUUACUUGACACGGAGUCGACAGGGGCUGCAGACCACACAAGCUCACCUUGAACGGCUGCUACAGAGAGUGCUGAGGGACAAGGAAGUGGCCAAUCGCUAUUUCACCACAGUGUGUGUGAGGCUGCUGCUGGAAAGCAGGGAAACCCAGAUUCUGGAAUUCAUUAAAGAUUUCCAGAGCCUCACAGCAUCGGACGACAAGACUGCUUUGGUGGAAGAAUUCCUGCAGUCGCUGUACGGAGCGAUGGCACAGGAUGUGAUCUGGCAGAGUGCCAGCGAGGAGCAGCUUCAGGACGCACAGAUGGCGAUUGAACGCAGCGUUAUGAACCGCAUCUUCAAACUCGCCUUUUACCCCAACCAGGACGGCGACAUUCUACGCGACCAGCUUUUCUACGAACACAUCCAGCGCCUGUGUAAAGUCGUGAGUGCAAAUCACAAGGCUCUUCAGAUUCCUGAGGUGUAUUUGAAAGAGGCCCCCUGGCCAUCUGCACAAUCUGAGAUCCGAACAAUCAAUGCCUACAAGACCCCGAGAGACAAGGUCCAGUGUAUCCUGCGAAUGUGCUCCACCAUAAUGAAUCUGUUAAGCCUGGCCAAUGAGGACUCGGUCCCUGGGGCAGAUGACUUUGUUCCCGUUCUCGUGUUUGUCCUUAUCAAGGCUAACCCACCCUGCCUGCUGUCCACUGUUCAGUACAUCAAUAAUUUCUAUGCCAGUCGGCUCAGCGGAGAAGAAUCCUAUUGGUGGAUGCAGUUCACAGCAGCCGUUGAAUUCAUUAAAACCAUUGAUGAUCGCAAGUGAUGCAGAACAUAUCCACCUGCAAGACAGACUGUUAGGAAAAGUGAAGAGAUUCACACCAACUGUUUGUGGGAAAUGGA